Messenger RNA from Acytostelium subglobosum LB1, 3774 nucleotides. RefSeq lists its product as hypothetical. The coding region runs from base 1 to 3774 and encodes 1257 amino acids. The record is from RefSeq and is a predicted model, not a curated record. Gene Ontology annotation, cellular component: cytoplasm. The transcript is spliced from 9 exons. Gene Ontology annotation, molecular function: protein serine/threonine kinase activity; protein binding; ATP binding. Gene Ontology annotation, biological process: protein phosphorylation; regulation of MAPK cascade; intracellular signal transduction. Lineage: Eukaryota; Evosea; Eumycetozoa; Acytosteliales; Acytosteliaceae.
AUGAGCAAUGCUACUGAACAACACCUUUCUGCUUCAACACCAUCACCAUCCCAAACAUCAACUGUCGCGACAACAACAUCAUCAUCUAUAACAGGUGCACCUCACCAUCUCUUCAUCCCUACUGCAGUCGAUGAGUUACAGAUCAAGCGAUGGAUACAGCAUAAAUGCCCAACAUUGUCCAAUGACUUCCUAGAGAUUGACUUGCUCGAGUCGUUACAGACCGGCACAGUGCUGUGUAACCUCAUCAAUAGUAUACGACUCGGUACUAUUCAGAGAAUACAUCUUAGUCCAUCACAUCUACAAAAGAUUGAGAACGUUCGCAACUACCUCAGAGCAUGCUGGUACCUUGGCGUGCACUCCAAGUACAUCUUUCUGAGUUCACAGUUCCUCUGUGAGCCUGAGCAAUGUCGUAGACAGUUGGUGAUCAAUCUCUUUGAGUUGUCCAAGAUAUCUGCGAUCAAGGUCAAGUCGAAUGGGUCAUUUCUUUCAUCACCGCCACAACCAUCUCAUGGUCAUAGUAAUGCGAUACAGUUGCAGUUGUCGCCGCCGACGGCAUUGUCCGCACCUGCCUCAACAACAACAUCGGCACAGUCAACUCCUGUGAUGUUACAUGCUUCACUGGCCAACAACGCAUCAUCACUACCUGGCAAGUCACGAACGGGCAGUACACUUGGCAUCAGCAGCGGCGGCAGCAACAAUAAGAAGAAGGGUGAGGAUAGUAAGAAGAAGACAUCAAAGAAGACAACAACAAAGAAGACUAAGAACGAUGAUCUCGACAACUCAUCAUCGGACUCGUCUGCCUCAUCGGACUCAUCAUCAGACUCAUCAUCUGACUCGUCAGACUCUGACUCGGAGGAUGGUAGCACAAGCAGUGGCAGUGACUCAAUCAACAACAAGAGUCAACCAAUGAUGUUUGGAAACAGCAUUUCGUACAAGUCAUUUGUCAAGGAGCUGCUGCACUUGAAGGACAGGAUAUCAAGACAGGACAAGACUAUACAGGUGCAGAAGGAGAAGAUUGAAUCACUUCAGAAGGAGCUGGAGAUUGAACGACAGAAGAGCAAGAGGCUGAGCGACAUACCUCUUGACAUAUCCAAGUACAUUGAGAUCCCAACCGACCCCAAUGGAGCAAUACCUGUGUCGACACAGGCAUUCACUCGUCAGAUACAACAGAUACAACAGCUGCAGGCGGGCAACACCAACCUGAGCUCACAGAUCACAAUAAUGAACGAGCAGCUGUCGGACAACAUCAAGAAGAACUCACGUCUGGAGAACGAGCUGCUGAACGCAGAGACCGAGCUACUUACACUGCGCAUGAAGUACGCCAAUCAGAUUUCCGACCCGCCCAAGUCCAACUCGAGUCUGUCCAUCUCCAAGAACCCAAUGUCUCGCACAAACUCCAACCUGCCAUCUCUCCGCAAGUCGGCAUCGCACACCAACGUCACUCAGGCGCACAGUCAGUUCCACUUCACCAGCCCGACCACCACUCCCAUGCUGCUCAACUUCAAGCUCAGCUCGUCCACGCCACAUUCCAAUGCGACCUCUCCAUCAUUCUUUGGAUCAUCAUCUUCGUCAUCAUCAACUGGCUAUGGUAGCAACAACAACAACAACUACAAUCACAACCAACACCAUAACAGUAGCCAACAAGCCAAUCCACCUGGCAAUGUUGAGCCCGACUUGGAUCGCGACCUCCUCGACUUUGGCAGAAAGAUCGUCUCUGCCCUCAUCUCCUCGAGCAAUCACGUCGAGAUGACCGACAUCUACAAGAUGAGCAGUCUCUUCUUGAACAACUACUCUCGUCGAAGCAUUUGCAUUGCUCUCGACGAAGAGACCAAGGCCAACCAAAUGAACCUUCCAAUGAAUGACAACUCAUUCGAAGUGGCAUUAUAUCUGUUCAACACGAUACUACAGAACCUGUAUGAGGCGCAUGCCAAGGACUACUUUAGUUGCAGGCUGAUUAUGGACUGCUCGAGGAUACUCAACAGGAAGAAGGUCAAUGGCACUUGCGAGUUCAUCCAAGAGUUCAUCAAGGAUCACCUGACCUGGAAGGAUCUCUCCUUCUGGGAGGAGCUCUACUGGGAUGAGCUGGUCAUGAAGCACGAGCAGUUUGGCUACACCGACCAUGUCGAUAUAGACUCUGAGUUGGUCAGCACUCUUCUCAUCUCCUUUGGUAUGUACAUCUCCGUUCAUUCAAUCAUUCAUCCAGAGUUCGCUAACAUGCUUCCAGUAUAUAACCUCCAGGGAUGGGGCCUGGGCAAGAGCGAGGUAUGCGAUUUCACUAGGUCAAUGGCAAGGAAGUCGUUCUUGAAGGACGACUUGUUGGAGAAGCUGAUGGAUCAGGUGCGCGCCAUCACCGACCUGACGUACAAGUCGGACGGAUUCAAAGGCUCACACUCAUUUGUGCUCAAGAACUUCAAGAACAUCUCUGAGUGCAACUAUUGCAAUCAGUACAUAUGGGGCGUUCGCGGCGUAGUUGCGCGCGAGGCACUCGAAUGUGUUGGCUGUAAAUAUAAAUCACACAAGAAGUGUCUCAAGAUGGCCUCGGACACUGGCUGCAGCUCGCCCAACGUUGGAGCACCAUUCAAUGUGAAGCACGAGAUACACGUUGGCCUGGCCCUACAAGGUAUACCCGAUCAAUGGAAGACACUACUGGCACAGUCUGGCUUCCAGGAUGGUGAGAUCACUCAACACACCGACGACGUACUAGACGUGUUGGAGUUCCACCAUGUAUAUAGCGAAAGAAACCACUCACUCAGUAGAUCUGCCACCACAUCCAAUCAUGAAUCACUGAGCAACAACAAUAACAACAAUGUGCCGUCCAGACCCAUCUCUCCAACGUUGGGUGAGGACAGCCAACUGCUGGCACUCGAGGAGCCAUCGUUCACUCUUAAGGAUCUGGUCAGCCCAGAGAAUCCACAAGAUAUAUACAAGGACAUUGUAAAGAUUGGAGGAGGCUCCACUGGCAAUGUCUACAGCGCCAUCAAUGUUCACACCAACGAGAAGGUGGCCAUCAAAAAGAUGAAGGUCGACAACAGGAACCUCAAGAACGUCAUCAACGAGAUUUGCACCAUGAAGAACUGUACACACAAGAACCUCAUCAGAUACAUCAACUCUCAUUUAGUCAUGAACCAUCUUUGGCUCAUCAUGGAGUACAUGUCGUUUGGAUCGUUGACCGACAUGAUUGGAACGACCAAGGAGACUGGGUUCAGCGAGCCACACAUCGCAUACAUCUGUCUCCAGGUGUUGUUGGGCAUCGACUACAUUCACAAAGGUCAUCGUAUUCAUCGCGACAUCAAGUCGGACAACGUGCUCAUUGGCAAGGACGGCAGUGUCAAGAUUGCCGACUUUGGAUUCGUGGCCAACCUGACACGAUCUAAGCUGCAGCGCAACAGUGUUGUUGGCACGCCAUAUUGGAUGGCACCAGAGCUGAUUCGAGGCAAUCAGUACAAUCACAAGAUUGACAUUUGGAGCUUGGGCAUCUUGGCCAGAGAGCUCUCUGAGGGUGAGCCACCCUAUGCCAGGUAUCCUCCUGUUAGAGCACUAUUCCUUUUGACAUUGGAGGGAGUACCAGACUUUAGGGAGCCAUCUCGAUGGUCACCAGACUUUAUUGACUUUGUCAGUUUGUGUUUGAACUUGGAUGACAAACGAAGACCAGACGCACACUACCUUCUUCGACAUGUGUUCCUAAAGAAGGCUUGCAGUACAAAGGAGUUUGCAGACAAGUUGGAAGAGAUUUCAUUGAUCAAGCAAAGCAGCUUCUCCGAUAUCAAUAUAUAA